AUGCCACAUUUUCCUGAUGAGAUCGAGUAUUCUGAAAAAUAUGAAGACGAUUCAUACGAGUACAGACACGUCUUGCUACCAAAGCACAUCUUCAAGAAGAUGCAAAGAGGUCGUCUCCUAACGGAAAAUGAAUGGAGAUCCCUCGGAGUACAGCAAUCAAGAGGUUGGGUCCACUAUGAAAUUCACAAGCCUGAACCUUUCAUCCUACUUUUCAGAAGACCUCAAGGAACUGAUCCAAACACUGGUCUCCUUCCCUAGGGACACCCUCUCUAUCAAUAACAGCUAUAAGCCAUGAAAAAAUGA
Messenger RNA from Stylonychia lemnae, 303 nucleotides. NCBI's taxonomy places the organism in Eukaryota, Ciliophora, Spirotrichea, Sporadotrichida, Oxytrichidae. The record is from the annotation of a GenBank genome assembly.